This is a messenger RNA of Fundulus heteroclitus (mummichog), 2729 nucleotides long. RefSeq names its product ATCAY kinesin light chain interacting caytaxin b (gene atcayb). Lineage: Eukaryota; Metazoa; Chordata; Actinopteri; Cyprinodontiformes; Fundulidae. Gene Ontology annotation, biological process: apoptotic process. The transcript is spliced from 14 exons. Bases 1031 to 2095 code for a protein of 354 amino acids. The record is from RefSeq and is a predicted model, not a curated record. Gene Ontology annotation, cellular component: cytoplasm.
CUCCGUACUGAGCCUGUUAAUGGAGAACAUUUCUACUCUGGUCAUCUGUUCUUACCCCAGUAAACAGAAGAAAUGUGGAUAAAUAAUGCCCCUGAAACACUGGGAAAUUACCCUGAUUUCUGGAAAAGCUCCCGUGGAGCCAAAACAUGCCUUAGGAUAUAAUCCGUUUGGUUUUCACAUCCAUCUAAUGAUACCCAGGUUUCACAAAGUUUUAUGGUAUACUCGGCUCUUCCACCUUUCUUGACCUAUUUAGACUAUGGUUAGAACCAGCAAAGAUGCAUUUAUAUCCUGAGUAAUCACAGAACAUAUUUUUGGGUAUAGUGCUGGAUAGCAAAACAAGUAAAGAUCCCAGAAAUACAGAUUUUUUCUCCAACAUUUAGUGGAGAGAGAAACUGUGGCAGCUUUUGCAGUGAAAACACGGUCAAUGUGGGCGAAAUGCUACCGUGUGUUUACUGUCAUUGCACAGAGCUCAGAGCAGCUGUGGGGAAGGCAGGAGAGAAAGAGAGGAAGGGGAGGUGGGGACAGCGUCACAGGCAAAGAGCAAGAGGAAAGGAGGUGAGUUCAUAUGGAGGAGGAGUUUCGUGCAAAGCAGGAGAGAGGCUAUGAUAGACCGUGAGAAAAAAGCAGGAGAGAGAAGGAGGCUGUGCGUGAGGGAGGAAGAUGCUGUUGCCAGGGAACAAGGCUGAAAUACAAGGAACCGUGUUUUACAGUUCGGAAGAGGAUGAAAAGUCAUUUUAGUGAUGGACACAAAAUGGACUAAACUGGAGGAAAACAGGUGAUCCUGACCACGGAGAGCCUGACAGAAUCAAAAGAAAAAAAGGAAGACACGACUUGCCUCCAUCGGCAGCAUCAGCAAGCAACAGGAACUGUGCAGCUUCCCUAGAAACCGGAGAGCAUCACCUGAAGAGGUAAACAGUGAUGACCCUCAGUCAGCUGCUGUAAGGAGGGACAUUUGAAGAAAGGAAGAAACCCGCUAAGGAGAACUACGUCAUUACAUAAUCAAGCUGAAGCCCAUCCUUCCUGCCACAGGAUGGGUACAGCAGAAGCCACUUUACGCAUGGACAGCAUGGAGGUCAAGGACGAGUGGCAGGACGAGGACUUCCCCAGGCCACUGCCAGAGGAUGGAGAUGUCGACUCAUGUGGUCUGACAGACAACAGAUGCAAUCCUCCCACCAGUCUGAAUGUCGGCGAGUCAAAGAACCAGAGAAAGCGGCGCACACUGGUGGCCCCCGACAUGAACCUGUCCCUGGAUCAGAGCGAGGGCUCUGUUCUCUCUGACGACUUCCUGGAAACACCCGACGACCUGGACAUCAAUGUUGACGACAUUGAGACUCCAGAUGAGACCGACUCACUUGAGUUCCUGAACAAUGGCAAUGAGCUGGAGUGGGAAGACGACACUCCUGUGGCCACAGCCAAACGUCUUCCAGGCGAAGGUGAGGAGGAGAGAGACUCCUCUGGUCGUCUGUGGCGAACAGUGAUAAUCGGCGAUCAGGAGCAACGGAUCGACAUGCAGAUCAUCAGACCUUACCUGCGGGUGGUCACCCAUGGAGGUUAUUAUGGUGAAGGUCUGAACGCCAUCAUCGUGUUUGCGGCCUGCUACCUCCCAGACAGCAGCUGUGACGACUACACAUACAUCAUGGAGAAUCUGUUUCUGUAUGUCGUUAGCAGCCUGGAGCUGUUGGUGGCAGAAGAUUACAUGAUCGUUUACCUGAACGGAGGAACUCCCCGCAGGAAGAUGCCGGGAAUCGGCUGGUUGAGGAGAUGCUACCAGAUGAUUGCCAGAAAACUGAGAAAAAACCUCAAGUGUCUGAUCAUUGCACACCCAACAUGGUUUAUCAGAACUGUCCUGGCCAUCUCAAGACCAUUCAUCAGUGUGAAGUUCAUGGAUAAGAUCCGAUAUGUUCACACCCUGGAAGAGCUCAGUCACAUCAUCCCCAUGGAGCACGUGCAGAUUCCUGAAUGUGUGCUGCAGUAUGAUGACGAGAAGGUGAAAGCACAAAAGCUGAGACAGGAACAAGAGCCGCAGCAAACCAAGUCAACUCUUCCUAGAGAAAGACCAAAGUCAAUGCUACCAGAGGUCGGCCGUGACAUCUGACGUGAAGCACAUCGAGUUGAAGAUCUGCUGGGGAACGUUUGCUCAGUGAACUGGGAACCAGCAUCAUCAGAUUUUUGCACUGAAAUCUCCCGAAUGGACCCGUUAGCUGCAGGACAAUCACUCCUCAGUGUUUAUCUCGUUCUAAAACUGUUAACAAGACGUUACAGAUCCAAUUUAAAACUGAUUCCUGCAUGUACGUUUGAGCUGUACUAUAAAGCAUGGCAACUAUUUUGAAUUAAAAACCGUACAGACUCCUCAUACCAUCUCUUCUUAGACUGAAUCCAGCUCAGUUAUAUUUUAUGUAUGGGGUUUGUUCGGUUUAAUAAAUAUGCUUACUGAAAACUGAUGUGCAAUGACGUUCUUCUCAAACAUGUUGUAAAUGUUACUGAUGCAAAAGUAUUGUACAGCUGUCAGGUUUUCCAGCGUUAAAUAUGCAGUUUGCAUGCUUGUUUGUAUCAUUUCCUUCUUUGGUACAUGUAUCUGUUUUGUUUUUAAAUUCUGAAAAAAAGAAAGAAAUACUUUUUCAAGCUCGAAAGACUGAGUUGUUACAGAUGAAAUAAAAUAUAUUUAAAGAAAGAGAGUCUGAGUAAUUGCUUUAAGCGUUAAUCUAUGAAAAUGUGCCAUUCGAUGUCUC